Molecule: messenger RNA, 2702 nt
Organism: Gekko japonicus
Lineage: Eukaryota; Metazoa; Chordata; Lepidosauria; Squamata; Gekkonidae
Product: nectin-2-like
Exons: 8
Coding region: 1-1923 (640 amino acids)
Source: RefSeq, a predicted model, not a curated record
AUGAGACCCAAGCGUGGAAAGGACCGAGGUGUAAGCUGCCGUGUGCACAUACACUUGUGCACGCCCACGAAAGUCUAUUCCUUGAAUAAAGCGCUUUGGGCUUGCCGUGUGUACGUAGGAAGGAUUAAUUUCUCAACCCCCUGUCUUUUUCUUUCUCUCUCUCUCCCAGUCGCGGUUGCCCAGAGGGUGAAGGUUCGCGAUGAGGUCACGGGCUACGUGGGGCAGGAAGUCACCCUCCCCUGCAACUUCGCCAGCACCAGCCCGGACAUCAAGGUCAGCCAGGUCACCUGGGUGAAGGAGACGGGCACGAAGAAGCAGAACGUGGCUGUGUACCACCCAGACCAUGGGCCCAGCUACCCGAUGGGCAGCGGGCGCAUCCGCUUCCGGGCUCAGUCCCUGCAGGACGCCACCCUGGUCAUCGGGCCCCUGCGCAUGAACGACGAGGGCACCUACACCUGCGAGUUUGCCACGUACCCCCUGGGCAACGAGGAUGGCGUCACCCGUCUGACAAUACUGGCCAAGCCCAAAAACUUUGCAGAGGCCCUGGAGGUGAAGACCGGGAACAUAGAGGUGCCUGUGGCCACCUGCACCUCGUCCAACGGGAAGCCAGCCGCUCAGGUCACAUGGCAGUCGGGGCUGAAUGGCAACUUCACCACUUCGGAGGUGACCAACACGAACGGCACGGUGACCGUCACCAGCCACUACAUGAUGGUGCCCACCAAGGAGGCCAACAAUCAGCGUAUCUUCUGCCACGUCGAGCAAAAGACCCUGGCGCAGCCGGAGGCACUCCCGGUCACGCUGACCAUAUUAUACCCCCCCGAAGUCACCAUUCAAGGCUACGACAACAACUGGUAUCUGAGCCGCGAGGAGGCCAUGCUGACCUGUAGCGCCACGGGGAACCCGCCGCCCACCAACAUCAGCUGGGCCACGUCUAGCGGUCCCCUUCCAAGGAACGUGGCCGUCCAGGGGGAGAAGCUCGUGGUACAAAACGUGGACGCCUCCGUGAACACCACUUUUAUCUGUCACGCCAUCAACAAGGUCGGGAGAGCCUCAACCGAACAAUUAAUCUUCGUACGAGACCAGCCGGCGGAGAGGCAGAGCGGCAGCGCCGGAGCCGUGGCAGGGGCCGUCGUAGGGGGAAUCCUGGCCCUGACCCUCCUGGGGGCCCUGGUGGUCGUCUUCGUGCUGCGCCGGCGCCGCCUCCGGGACACCAAGGGCUCCUAUGACCCCAAGACCCGGGUCUUCGGGAACGGGACCGCCCCGCCUCCGGUCCGCAGCUUUGCCGAACUCGACCGGCCUCUCAAAGCUGCUCCGGGACGGGGGAGGGAGGAGGAAGAAGAAGAGGAGGAGGAGGAGGAGGAAGAAGAGAUGCGCAAAGAUCGUCGCUUGCCCUACGGCUACCCUUCCCGCCGCCUGGACAACGAAGAGGAGCAGUUCGACCAGCUGGGGCCGAUGUUGCGGCUGGGCUCCUCGCCCCGCGGUUACGAAUACGACGACAUGGAGUCCCAGCACGACGGCUCCAUCAUAUCCAAGACUGCUGUCUAUGUCCUGGAAGGCCCUCCAGCCUACAAACCGCCUCCGCCCGGCCCGAUGGCUGAGGAAAAGGAGCCGGUUCCCAACCCCCCCGAGGCUGACAGUAUCCCGCUCAAAACUCCCUAUUUUGAACCCAGCGCCACAGACGAUCCCUUUGGAGGGCUUAUCACCACCAGCAGAAUGGAGGAGACCCCCCGAUACCACGAGCUGCCGACUAUGGAGGAGCGGGAGGCCGUCGGCCACGCUGCCCCCAGCCCGGGGGACAGCUAUCUGGAUCAGGUCAACCCCAUCUACGACGCCCUCUCCUUCGCCGCCACGGAAGAAGAGGCAGCCGUGGCGGGCCUGGCCACCGACAAGGCCUUCAUCAUGUCCAGAGCCAUGUACGUCUGAGCCUGGCUCCCACGCCCUCUGUUUCCACGCCGGAGGGAGGGACGCACGCCGCCGGUGGACACUCCUGUCUCGGUCCCGAAGAAACGCUGCUGCUGUUUCAACACCACACUCCGGCGAGGAGCCUCCCUCGGUCCCCUCGCUUCACAUGUGCCUUAGACGGACAUGAGCUAACCUUGGUCUCUCAAUUCUCUCUCCCCCUUCCUCAGCCGGGCCAGAGCUGGGGACCCCUUCCCCCUCCCCUUUCCCGAAGCGGGCCAACGAUUCCCGUUGCCUCUUCCGCGCCAAAGCUCGGGUUCCGGAUCUUUUGGAACAGACGUCGCCGCCGUGGCAGCUUCCAUUUCCUGUCCGACCCCCAAGUCCUGUACGUUGUCCUUCCCAAAACGUCCCGACGCUGAGCCCACCAGUAUCUUUGACCUCUGGCCGCUUUAGUCUGUUCGCAAAGAGACCGGAGCCCUCUAAGCUUGUCCCCAGCGUACGGAGGCUCUCGGGCCGGGUACGAGACUCUCUGGCCGCUGGUAUCCCCUCGGGGAUCCAGCCGGGCAGGCUCCUGUUAGAAGGAAGCUGGGAGAAGAGGGGUCGAUGGGGCAGAGGUGCCUGAUCGGUGCCAGCUUGACCUCUCCUGCCUGAAGAUUGUCAAGUUGUCUAGGGGUUGGGAAAUCUCUGUUUCCAGACCGUGCCACUUCUGCCUGCAGGCGGGAGUGAAAGUAAGCCGGGUCUGAGUAGCGGUAAGAAGGUGGCCAAAGUGGGUACCUUCCAUCUUCUGCUUCGAGCCCCCCCCC